Molecule: messenger RNA, 4156 nt
Organism: Onychomys torridus (southern grasshopper mouse)
Lineage: Eukaryota; Metazoa; Chordata; Mammalia; Rodentia; Cricetidae
Gene: Nkrf
Product: NFKB repressing factor
Exons: 3
Coding region: 395-2749 (784 amino acids)
Biological process (GO): negative regulation of DNA-templated transcription
Cellular component (GO): nucleolus; nucleoplasm
Molecular function (GO): RNA polymerase II cis-regulatory region sequence-specific DNA binding
Source: RefSeq, a predicted model, not a curated record
GGCACGCGGGGAGGUAGGGUGAGAGAUCUGAGCCGGGGAUCCCAGCGUGCUGGUGCUGCUUCUAUUUUCUUGCCGCUACUCUCUCAGUGUAUGGGUCUCAGGGUCAGAGGAGGCGCGGAGUAGCGGGGCUCAACUCCGCUGGUGCGUGCGCCUGGUACAUGAGAAAGCCCUCACGUUCCCACACUAGUUGGAGCGGGGCGGCCAGCUUGGCGACAAGGACCGUUGCGCCCCGUUUCCCCGUGAGCGUAGCACCCAGGCACACACUCCCGUCCCCCAAGACUUGGCCUCAAGCGUCCCUCACACAGACCCGCUCCUCCCCGCAGCCGCCUCGAUUGCUCGCGGCCACUUUGUUGGUUUCGUCCCUGGGGGGCGUCCCCACUCUGAAGCAGAGAAGAUGGCUGGAGGACGUCUGCUGCUGGGGGGUGACUUCCUGUCGCCGCCGCCGCUGCCCCCCCUCCCGCCGCCGCCGCUGCCGCCCCUCCCGCCGCCCCCGCCUGAGCCAGUGCUGGAGCAGUGGCGCUAUAGCCACGAAAGUGACUGGCAUUGGGCUCUGCGGCGGAGCUUCAUCUGUCGGCACCUGCACAGCUAUCCCGGGGCUGCGCUCGACCAGCUCCUCGCGCUCUCCGCCGCCUGGACCAACCACGUUUUCCUGGGCUGCAGAUACAGCCCACGCUUGAUGGAAAAAAUUCUUCAGAUGGCUGAAGGUAUUGAUAUUGGGGAGAUGCCAUCAUAUGAUCUGAUGCUGCCCAAACCUUCCAAAGGCCAAAAACGCUACCUUUCAGCCUACGAUGGUCAAAAUCCUCCUAAAAAGCAAGCUGGUUCCAAAUUCCAUGUGAGACCUCGUUUUGAGCCUGUACAUUUUGUAGCUAGUAGUUCAAAAGCUGAAAGACAGGAAGAUCCUUAUGGCCCUCAAACAAAAGAGGUAAAUGGACGAACACAUUUUGUCAACAUGCCAAGAAACUUCUACCAAGAUUAUACUCAAGACUCUUUCAAUAUACAAGAUGGGAAUUCUCGGUAUUGUAAUUCAUCAGGAUUUAUUUUCACAAAAGAGCAGCCUAUAAAAACCAACAUGUAUUUUGACAAUGGGAACCCUGCCCCAAGCAGCACAUCCCAGCAGGCAAACUGUCAGCCACCUCCAGAGCCUUCUCCUUCACAGAUGUUUCCUGAGUCAGUGGUUGCUGAAAAACAGUAUUUUAUUGAAAAGUUAACAGCAACUAUCUGGAAGAACCUUUCUAAUCCAGAGAUGACUUCUGGAUCUGAUAAAAUUAAUUAUACCUAUAUGCUAACUCGUUGUAUUCAGGCAUGUAAGACAAAUCCUGAGUAUAUAUAUGCUCCUUUAAAAGAAAUUCCUCCUGCCGACAUCCCCAAAAAUAAAAAACUUCUCACAGAUGGUUAUGCUUGUGAAGUUAGAUGCCAAAAUAUCUAUCUAACUACAGGUUAUGCAGGGAGCAAGAAUGGGUCCAGGGAUCGAGCUACUGAGCUAGCUGUAAAACUCUUACAGAAGCGGAUUGAGGUUAGAGUUGUCCGGCGGAAAUUCAAGCAUAUAAUUGGAGAGGACCUUGUAGUAUGUCAGAUUGGCAUGCUUUCGUAUGAAUUUCCCCCAGCUCUGAAACCACCAGAAGACCUGGUAGUACUGGGAAAGGAUGCUUCAGGACAGCCUAUUUUUAAUAGUUCUGCCAAACACUGGACCAAUUUUGUCAUUACAGAAAAUGCAAACGAUUCAAUUGGCAUCCUUAACAAUUCUGCCUCGUUCAACAAAAUGUCAAUUGAAUACAAAUAUGAGAUGAUGCCAAAUCGCACAUGGCGGUGUCGAGUAUUCCUACAAGAUCACUGCUUAGCUGAAGGUUUUGGAACCAAGAAAACAAGUAAGCAUGCAGCUGCUGAUGAGGCUUUGAAGGUUCUUCAAAAAACACAACCCACUUACCCGUCUGUCAAAAGUUCCCAGUGCCACUCAGGCUCUUCACCCAGAGGAUCUGGAAAGAAGAAAGAUAUAAAAGAUGUUGUAGUUUAUGAGAAUUCUUCCAAUCCUGUGUGCACAUUGAAUGAUACGGCUCAGUUUAACCGAAUGACAGUUGAAUAUGUCUAUGAAAGGAUGACAGGUCUCCGCUGGAAAUGUAAAGUGAUUCUAGAAAGUGAAGUCAUUGCAGAAGCAGUUGGGGUGAAGAAAAGUGUCAAAUAUGAAGCUGCUGGAGAAGCUGUGAAAACCCUCAAAAAGACCCAGCCAACUGUCAUUAACAACUUGAAGAAAGGGGCUGUUGAAGAUGUGAUUUCAAGAAAUGAAAUUCAAGGCCGCUCAGCAGAAGAAGCCUACAAACAACAAAUCAAAGAAGAUAACAUAGGAAACCAACUGCUGAGAAAGAUGGGUUGGACUGGUGGUGGUUUAGGUAAAUCUGGUGAGGGCAUACGGGAGCCCAUCUCAGUCAAAGAGCAGCAUAAGCGGGAAGGGCUUGGCCUGGAUGUCGAAAGGGUCAAUAAAAUCGCUAAGAGAGAUAUAGAGCAGAUCAUCAGGAACUAUGCCCGCUCCGAGAGCCACUCAGAUUUGACCUUCUCCACGGAGCUGACCAAUGAUGAACGGAAGCAAAUCCAUCAGAUUGCUCAGAAGUAUGGCCUGAAGAGUAAGUCUCAUGGGGUGGGCCACGAUAGGUACCUGGUGGUGGGUAGAAAACGGCGGAAGGAGGACCUGCUAGAUCAACUCAAACAGGAAGGCCAAGUGGGACAUUAUGAGCUUGUCAUGCCCCAAGCGAAUUAAGAUUUUAACUAAGUUAUCUUGUAAAUGUCAUGUGAGGCACAUCUACAAAUAAAAAAAAGCGACAUAUUCUGCUUGACGAGUAUUCAUUCUUAAAAUGUUUCACCUUGUUCGUUUCAUGUAGUGCUUUAUUAGGUAUUGGAUACAGGAGAUAAUUCUGUCCACUUGCAUCAGCUUAACCCAGCAGAUGAUAUUGUUUGUGCAGUUACUGUUUAUGUCUUUCAUGUUGUUCUGUCCCUCAGAUUUUAGUAGUUUGUACAAGCAAAAUCACCCAUCUAAGUGCAAUUUCACUCUGAGGAAAAUAAUUCACAUUAUAAAGGGCAUAGCACCGCACUCUGCAACAAUAUGUAAAGUCAAUGGUGACUCUAAACUACAGCUAAUUCCAGAUUUACUUAAAAUGUCAGGUCAUUUUGUAUUACCAAUUUUCAUCUUUGUGUGAAGCCAGUUAUAGAAUAUUUAACAAUAAAUUGUGCUGUAUAUGUAAAUGUCCUUACCAACUACUAAAUGAUGUAAAACUUUUUAAAAGUAAUUUUAGUGUGUGUUUGUAUAUAACUUCUGCCCUGUGAUUUCCAGGAUAUUGGAAGUGAUUUACUGUAUCUUGUGAUAGAUGACUUUUAACAAAUUCUAGUCUUCAUGCUGAGAGAGCACUACUUGAGAGAGAUGUGAAAAAGUUUCCAAAAAGCCUUGAUUCAGUGAGAAGAAAGGAAGCUUGGUCUGUUUGUUCUUGGUGCCUUGCAGAGAGACUCAGAGCGACUCUCCACUGUAGCUUUCACACGGUCUGUGCACCACAUCCAAGGCAGCCACAGCUGUGGUAGAGCCUGGUCAAAGACUGAAGAUAUAUUGGUGCUUUGGUGAAAAGGUCAGUUGGCUGCUCCCUCUCUCAAAAAGCUCAUUACGCCCCAAAGCCAGCUUUAUAACAUACUUAAAACUGCUAUUUUCGCUUAUUUCUGGAAUGUAAAAAUGUAUAAAUAUAAAAGAGUUAGUGUAUGCUUCCUGAAUAAAAAGGAGCCAAAGGUGAUCAAAAUGGUGGUGUGCUUCUUUCUAGAGAGCAGCCUAGUGGCGGCAGCACUUUGGGGCUUUAGACAGAAUAGCUCAGAGCACACACGGAUAAAUGUAAUGAUUUAGAAAUGGGAGCAGCAUCUGUCACUCGUCACACUUUGUUUACUUUGUGGUUGCCUUUUUUUUUUUCUUGUAUGCCAGCAUUCUGGCUUAUCAAAUCUUUGGCUGUUUAUUUUUAUGUGGUUUUAUUGUAUCUUAGAUGAAUCAAGUAAAACCUAGCAAUAGGACAAAUGAAUAUUAAAAUUGAUAGUUAAACAACUCCAGAGAAAUGAUGGUAAGGACUCUUAGGUUGUUUGCAAUAUCCUUUAAAAAAGGAUUUUUUGAUAAUGUGUGUGUGGGGAGUUACAUGUA